ACUGCUGCCGCCGCGGCCACCACCAAACAGAUCCAAGCUGGCUCCUUGCGCCAUGGUAACCCACAGCAAGUUCCCCGCCACCGGGAUGAACCGCCCCCUGGACACCAGUCUGCGCCUCAAGACCUUCAGCUCCAAGAGCGAAUACCAGUUGGUGGUGAACGCUGUACGCAAAUUGCAAAAGAGCGGCUUCUAUUGGAGUGCGGUGACCGGUGGGGAGGCCAACCUGCUGCUAAGCGCUGAGCCCGCGGGUACCUUUCUCAUCCGAGAUAGCUCGGAUUAGCGCCACUUCUUCACUCUCAGCGUCAAAACCCAGUCCGGGACAAAGAACUUGCGAAUCCAGUGCGAUGGCGGGAGUUUUUCCCUGCAAAGCGAUCCCCGGAGCACCCAGCCGGUGCCUCGCUUUGACUGUGUUCUCAAACUGGUACAUCACUACAUGCCCCCCUCUUCUUCCUCCUCCUCAACUUCCUCUGCGGCCUCCCCUUCUUCCUUGCAGGAUCAGAUGCUCCCUCAACCCCUCCCUGGGGCUCCUCCUAAACAAGCCUAUUGUAUUUACUCUGGGGGAGAGAAGAUCCCCUUGGUGCUCAGUCGACCCCUUUCCUCCAACGUGGCCAGCCUGCUGCACCUCUGUCGGAAGACAGUCAAUGGACACCUGGACUCCUAUGAGAAAGUUACUCAACUCCCUGGGCCCAUCAGGGAAUUCCUGGACCAGUACGAUGCCCCUCUUUAAAAGGGGAUGGAUAAUGGACAUUCUGCCUUCACCCCACCAAAAUAUGCAGGGAAGGGGGUUGGCACCUCCGUCCCC
Molecule: messenger RNA, 802 nt
Organism: Gracilinanus agilis (Agile Gracile Mouse Opossum)
Lineage: Eukaryota; Metazoa; Chordata; Mammalia; Didelphimorphia; Didelphidae
Product: suppressor of cytokine signaling 3-like
Exons: 1
Biological process (GO): intracellular signal transduction; phosphatidylinositol phosphate biosynthetic process
Cellular component (GO): phosphatidylinositol 3-kinase complex
Molecular function (GO): 1-phosphatidylinositol-3-kinase regulator activity
Source: RefSeq, a predicted model, not a curated record